AUGGGUAACCUGAAGGGCCUGCUUGCUACUGCGCGCCCUGAUGACAUGUUCGGCUUCCACGAGAUUACUUUUCUUCCCAGCCGGCUGCCGAAGUCGUACAUUCCGGAUAAGCGCAAUGUGGUGGAGCGUAUCGUCAGCGUCGGCAUCCUCUACAAUGCGACGGGGAGUUGUUCCGCGGUGCCUCUGGUGGUCCUAGAGCCAUCCAAUAGGCCCGAGCGCCGGUGGGCGAGCGCGGCCUCGCGCAAGGUGGCCGUUCGGUAUACGAACCGCGGGCGGUUGAUGCCGGAGGUGUUCACGGAGUUUGUGGAGACCGUCAAUGGUGUGCACUUCAGCCGUGAUCGCAACACCAUCAUCCUCACCAUUCACAAGGCGCAUCGCAUCACCGGCGAGAUGGCGCCGCCCGUCACGGAGCACGGCUUCAGUGUGCAGCACCUCACCAACACUCGAAUCGUCAACAUUCGUGGAUCGGUUCCGAAGACGGGCCUGCUGCACCUGCAGGGAGUGGGUGACGCGCUGAAGGCGUAUUACCGCGUUAUGCUGAUGAGGUGUGCGAUAGGGUCCAAGCGGUUCCAGUUCGACUAUUCGGCUUCCAUCGCUGAUGUCGACUAUAAUGACAUGCUCGAGUGGCUGGGAGACUCGUGGACUCGUGUGCACGCGGCAACUAUGCAGCGGAGCUGGUGGCGCGCUGGAUGCAUGCCGGCGAGCUGGCCGCCCCUAAUGGCGUACCUGGGUGACACGUGCGCAACCGGCAUGUUUGAGCCUAUUAUUUCGGUAUGCGCCGAUUUGCAGUUGCUUAUCGAGAAGUUCAAGGUGAGGCAUGCGUGUUACAUGACGGCCGCGGAUUUUAUCAACUGCCAUGCGGGACUAUGCGUGGAGCAGGGGUUCAGAGCCACACCUGCUGCCAGCACGUCCGAUGACUCGUCGGGCGAGAUGAGCCUGCCGGACAACCCAUUGCUGCGGGACGAGCGCAGCAGAAGGCGCGUGAUACGCAACGUCACAAACCCGUACGUGGAGCGUGCUGAUGAGCUCGGCAUCCCCCUAGCGGCUGUGCCUGCAAAGGUCGGAGCAACGACCCAGGAGGUGAUUUCCCGCCGAUGCAGGACGCCUGUCAAGAGGGCACGCGCGGGGGGGCGAGCUGAGGACGGGACAGCCAAAGAAGUGCUGCAGAGUGAUGAAGUGCUGGAGAGUGAUGACGACCACUGCUGCGCCUGGCAGUAG
Molecule: messenger RNA, 1218 nt
Organism: Closterium sp. NIES-65
Lineage: Eukaryota; Viridiplantae; Streptophyta; Zygnematophyceae; Desmidiales; Closteriaceae
Source: the annotation of a GenBank genome assembly